This is a messenger RNA of Monoraphidium neglectum, 1206 nucleotides long. RefSeq names its product Bifunctional protein hldE. The coding region runs from base 1 to 1206 and encodes 401 amino acids. Gene Ontology annotation, molecular function: ATP binding; kinase activity. Gene Ontology annotation, biological process: biosynthetic process. The record is from RefSeq and is a predicted model, not a curated record. The transcript has 3 exons. Lineage: Eukaryota; Viridiplantae; Chlorophyta; Chlorophyceae; Sphaeropleales; Selenastraceae.
AUGUCGGCGGCGGCGCCCGCCCAGGCGGCGGCCGCGGAGCCGCCCGCGGCAGACGCGCGCGCAGGCGGCGCCGCAGCCGACGAGGCGGCCGCCUCGCACGCGCCGCGCCGCAAGGUGUUUGUCAGCGGGUGCUAUGACAUCAUCCAUGGCGGCCACGUGGAGUUUUUCACCCAGGCCAAGGCCCUGGGCGACCACCUGACAGUGUCUGUCGCGUCCGAGGCCGUCUUGGCUCACCACAAGGCCGGCCGCCGCAGCAGCAUGCCCACGGCCCACAAAGUGGCCCUCCUCUCGUCCCUCAGGAUGGUGGACGCCGUCGUGGUGGGCGAGGACGAGGAGCGGGGGCUCGACUUCAAGAGCCACUUCCUGCGGGUGCGCCCGCAGCUGCUGGUGGCGACAGAAGAUGACAAGUACGGCGCGGUCAAGCGGGAACUGUGCAGUCAGGUGGGCGCCGAGUACUACGUGCUGCCCAAGACGCUGGGUUACGCCCCUGUCAGCACGACAUCGAUCCUGCAGAACAUCAGGACGCCCUCGCUCUGCCCGCUGCGCGUGGACUUUGGGGGUGGCUGGCUCGACGUGCCGAAGCACGCCCGCCCCGGCGCGUUCGUCGUCAACUGCGCCGUCUCGCCGCUGGUGUCGCUCGCGCGCUGGCCGUACCGCAUCGGCGGCGGGCUCGGCGGCAGCGCGGCGCACGCGCUGCUGGAGGGGCGGGACGCGCUGGAGGCUGAGCUGGCCGCGGGGGUCGGCUGGCAGGACCCUGCCGUGCUGCGGGAGACCGGCCUGUGCGUCUGGCGCAGCGGCCCGCGCCCCGAGCUCGAGUUCAAGACCGGGGGCGGCUUCCUGGCCGGCCGCAUGGCGCUGAUGUGGACGGGCGCGCCGCACGUGACGGCGGAGAAGACGGACGUGACGCGCGACUACGAUCAGGUGGAGCGCGCCGGCGCGCUCGCGCGCGCUGCGGCGCUGCCGGGGCAGGAGCCCAGCGCCGCGCUUGAGGCCAUGGCGGCCGCGGUCGACGCGUCAUACGGCGUGCAGCUUGGGGAGGGCAUGGAGCCGCUGCCGGGCCACGGCGCGCUGGCGCGCAAGUACUGCGGGGGCGGGUGGGGGGGGUACGCGCUGUACCUCUUCGGCUCAGAGGCGGCGCGCGCAGAGUUCCUGGCCGCCGUGUCCGAGACGCACGCGGUCGAGCCCUUCCUCGGCCACGUGCAGUAG